This is a messenger RNA of Cydia splendana, 2021 nucleotides long. RefSeq lists its product as uncharacterized. Lineage: Eukaryota; Metazoa; Arthropoda; Insecta; Lepidoptera; Tortricidae. The record is from RefSeq and is a predicted model, not a curated record. Bases 568 to 1080 code for a protein of 170 amino acids. The transcript has 4 exons.
CAUUAUCACAAAUCGUCAACAGUAUGGACGAUGGUACCAGAUGGUACUAAUCAAAACAAAUCACGGCUAAGUACCUACCUAUUAUUAUUAUAUCCUUUCGUUAUCAAUACUGAAUCAAUAGGUACAAUAAGUGUUUAUCUAAAGCCGCAGAAACGCGUCCGCGUCGCUUACGCACACCCGCGUCGUCGCCGUCGCUUACGCACACCCGCUCCUGUACAAUUGACAAAAACCUCUUUCCACUCGAAAAUCUUUUUCUUUCUUCUUUUUAUUACAAUAUUUAAUACUCAUAUUGGUUAUUACUCUCAAAGGUGAAAAGGUUCACCGAAAAUUAAAUCACAAGGAGGCCGAUUUACCUAUACUACUCGCGAGGAACUGUGUAAAUUAUCAUUUUCAAACUUCAAUCUUUAUGUGGAAAACUUAUAUAUGUAGAUAAUAUGUUAUGUAGAAGGAAAUAUUAAGCGACCAAUUGUGGUGAAAAAAAGGAGUUGACUAAUCCUCUUUCUCGUGUUGAUGGUUUUAUUCGCCUCAAAUUAAGUAGGUACUCGUGUGUCCGUAAUACAAUUGGAGAUGGCGGCAGACACGGAGACGGAAGUGCUGCGGAAGUAUUACUCCGACAGCGACCACCUGAGUUCUCCCGAGGGGGUUAUGAAGCUGAUCGCUAUCCUGGGCUGCCUUUGUUCAGCCGUGCUGUUCCUGGCGGGCGGGGGCUGCGCGGGCGCGAUGGGGCUGGCGGCGGGCGGCGCUAGCGUCGCCUUCAUCACUGCUGGACUGUUGGCUGUACAGCUAACGGCGACGCUACUCGGCGCGCCACUGUACGCGCCGCAAGUGUGGCUCUACUCCGAUGUGGUGGGCAGCUCGGUCCUCGGCGCGCUGCUGGUGCUAAACGGCGCGCUCAGCGUGACGCUAUGCGAGCUGCGCGGCUUUGUCAGCUAUGUGCACGCUCCGCUAGCAGCGUGCAACGCGGCACUAGUCGUCGGUGGUGCCGUGGUGACAUACGCGGCGGUGACGCGACGAUGGGACGAGGCGCGCGGGCCGGCGUGGGAGCCGCGUCGUGAGCCUCCACAGGACGUUGAUGUCUGACAGGGCGCACACCUCGGCCGCGUGCAAGAUACUCGUAUUAGUUAGCCCGCCUGGGAGCUGCAGCGAGCCUCAACAGAAUAUGUCUGGCAAAUCACCGAACCACGAGUGCAGUGGCAGGAGCUGUAAGUUGCAAGGGAACGCGCUCAUUACAUAUGAGAUGCCCGAGACGCGACGACGGCAGUUUGAACUUUUAUAGUGUUUAAUGAAUGACUUACAGAAUGUGUACCUAGUGAAAGUGAAACAAACUCUUCUAAGUAUUACCUACCUAGUAUAUAAUUAAGUUUAAGUAGUUGGUUAGGCUUGUUAAGUGUAUAUCAAUAAACUUCACUGCAGCUGGAGAUAGCGCAUUCGAUUAGGAAUGUAUCUAUUAGCACGUACUAGUACUCGUACCUACUCUCAAUACUUUAUUACGCUAAUUUAUUGUAGGGAAGGGAACUACUACAAUAGUGCCUGCUUGCGUUAAGCAACACUAGACAGUACCUACGCAGGUGGGUCCACUGUGACUAGAAUAGUAAUGUGGGUGAAGUGAAUACCAAACUACUGUUACCACUUUUAAUAUUCUUUUAUGAAAAAUUUGUACAUGUGUUAUAUAACAAACAAUAAAAAAUAUAACAAUACCAACACCUAAUGCUUAUUAUUUCUAAAUAAUUGAACUGGAAAUACUUUAUUCAUAAGAGCUAUAAUAAUUCAUUUAAUGUUCAAUUUAUGGCCUGUAAUAUUUGAGUUUUUUCAUUAUAAUUACUGUUUAAUUUAUCUGUUAAUAAUCUAUUUUUAAUUGAAAUUGGAUACCCCUUUCACAAAAAUGCAAAUUUGAAAGCUGUUAUAUAGCCACCAGAUUAUAUAUAUCAGUCUUUUAUAUACAUAUUUACCUUUUUAUUGCACUUUUCAUAUUUCCAAAAGAAGUAAGUAGGCCAAUCCAUGGUAUAAUAAUAUACUCCGCC